CGACGCAGUACCCGAGAUACGCCUUAUCAAAGUCAAGCACCUUCAGUCAGACGAAUCCAGUGAGAAGAUAAUUGAGUGCUCCAUGCUAGUGGUAUCACUGGAUGCUAUUGAGGAUCAGUACUUUGCGCUAUCCUACGCUUGGGGUGACGCGAAGGCCCGAAAGCCGAUCACUAUCAACGGGCAUGAACGAAUGGUUACCGUCAAUCUUGAGGCAUUUCUACACGAGUGGCGAAAUGGCGCAGUUCGAGAAGAUAGACCUGAGAUAUACGAUACAUAUUUUUGGAUCGAUGCGAUAUGCAUUAAUCAAGAAGAUAAGUCAGAACGAGCCAGCCAAGUAAAUUUGAUGUCCAAAAUAUAUCCUUCGGCCAGAGCAGCAAUGUGUUGGCUAGGCCAAGGUUCAAGAAGCUGCGAAUAUGGUCUGGAGGCAAUAGUUAGGCUUGGAGAUCACGUCCAAAGCUUUCUGGACGAGGACAAUCCGACCGACUAUCUGACAAAGGAAGCUUGGCCUGAGGAGUUCUACCUUGAGGAUGAUAGUGCUGCUGGCACUUACCAAAAUGUGGCCUGGAACGGUAUGCAAAACCUAUUCGCCGUGGAAUACUGGGUUCGUGCAUGGAUUCAACAAGAAUUUGCACUCGCCAAGACUGUAAUAUUCAAGUAUGGAAGGGCAGUCGCUCUCUUAUCUCAUAUGAGAUACGUAUGGAAAUGGUGGAAGGGUUUUGAGCACCAAGUUCGGCCAGAAUUUAUAAGCCAUUCACUCUGGAGAAAAUUGGCCAAGACACCAUUUCGACAUCUUCUCGGAAUGGAAGAUCACUUGCAACGACUAGAAUUCUUGAAACUAACCUCCCGGGAUCAUACAGUGAUGGAGACGACGGACUUGGCCUUCUUCACACUCUAUACGGCUCUGCGAGUUGUGCAAGCGACAGAUCCCAGAGAUAUGCUAUAUUCGCUUCUUGGUGUCAUGAAAUUGGGUAUUCAGGCCAAUUACGAGCUUACGGUCGAAGACGUCUACUAUCAAUUUGCCACAACAUGACUAGCUAAACCGGGUGGCCUUGUCUUCCUUCUUGGGGCCGGUGGGCCUUGUCCUGAAGCGAAUCAUCGUGACGAAUCCCAGCAAUGCCAGCUCCCAUCAUGGGUGCCAUGCUGGACUUCACUCUCACCAGGCUUGAAUAAAAUGGGAAUAUCCAUACGGAAAGGGGCAAUCGAAGCUGGCUUCACAUGUAGUACCGUGCGCAUUGACGGUAGAUGUCUACUUCUGCGUGGAUACAAGAUGUCAACAGUCAAAUGGGAUAAGUCCAUCAACGCAGAGAAUUUUCGGUCAUUUCUGGCUAGCUAUGUUCAGGACCCACCGGCAUGUCCACCCAAUACCCAGAGCCGCCGGCUUCAGCUCUUAUUGCGCUUGAUUUGUGACGAUAAACAUCCUACCUCGGGCAAUCCCCUAAUCUUCAAGUCAUCUUCCUGGGACGAAGUACUGGAAGCGUUGGGAACCGUCAUACUUGCCUUCUCAUACCGAUUCUCUCAUCCAGCCUCGGAUAUUAUGAUUUGGUUGGGACUUCCGACAAAUGGCGACGUCGCCGAAAAGCUACUAAAUGAACCGCUUCCGCCAGGAGUCGACCCAUCAGCACCCGUUAUUUCACCUGACCGCCGCUACCCCGUGCUUGCCAUAGCGGCUAUGUUGGGUGCAAACCUUCUCGAACACUAUGUUU
Periconia digitata is the source of this 1703-nucleotide messenger RNA. NCBI's taxonomy places the organism in Eukaryota, Fungi, Ascomycota, Dothideomycetes, Pleosporales, Periconiaceae. The record is from the annotation of a GenBank genome assembly.